GGAGCUUCCCCUCCCCCCUCCCUCCCGGACAGCUUGCCGAGACCGCAGGGACCAAGAUGAUUUCCUUCGCGCCUCUCUCGGUGCCGCUAGAGCGGCGGCUGCAGACUCUAGCUGUGGUUCAGUGGAUUUUCAGUUUCCUGAUCUCGGGCAUAAUCUGCAUAGCCAUCUUCAUUGGGCUCUUCUUCACCCGCUUUUGGUUCCUCAGCAUGCUAUAUUCAGCCUGGUGGUACCUGGAUAGAGACACCCCAAGGAAAGGUGGGAGACAGAUCCAGUUCCUAAAGCGAUGUCGUGUGUGGAAGUACAUGGCUGACUACUUUCCUAUCUCACUCAUCAAAACAGUGGACUUGGACCCAACCCAGAACUAUAUUGCCGGCUUCCACCCACAUGGUGUUCUGGCUGCUGGACCCUUCAUCAAUUUCUGUACUGAAGGUACCAAUUUUUCAUCUUUGUUUCCUGGGAUCCGAUCCCACCUGAUGAUGCUGACUUUGUGGUUUCGAAUUCCCGUCUUCAGGGACUAUAUCCUGGCUGGAGGUCUAGUCACGUCAGAGAAGGAGUGUGUCUCAUACUUGCUGAACAAGAAGGAAGGUGGAAACUUGCUAGUGAUCAUUGUGGGAGGUGCCCAGGAGGCCCUGGAUGCUCGACCUGGAAACUACACACUGCUACUGAGGAACCGAAAAGGAUUUGUUAAACUUGCUUUGCUUCAUGGGGCAAGUCUGUUGCCAAUAUUCUCCUUUGGGGAGAAUGAUCUCUUUGACCAAAUUGACAAUCCCCAAGGGUCCUGGCUACGUUGGUGCCAGGAAAAACUGCAGAAGGUCAUGGGCAUCUCCCUCCCGCUCUUCCAUGGCCGUGGGAUUUUCCAGUACAAUUUUGGCCUGCUUCCUUACCGAAGGCAAAUCACUAGUAUUGUGGGGAAACCUAUCAAGGUGAAGCAAAAUACCAAUCCAUCCCAAGAGGAAGUGGACCGUCUGCACCAGCAGUACAUGACAGAACUAUGCAACCUCUUUGAAGCCCACAAGACCAAAUACAACAUCCCCCCGGAGCAGCACCUGGAGUUCCGAUGAGCCCACCACCUGCCAUGCUCUCCCUCUGCCCUGUCCUUGCGUGACAUCAAAAAAUAAUGGAGCCCUAACUAGCAACUGUGGUGCCAGAGCAAACAAAAGAAACAAUUCACACCCAUCUUUUUCAUACUUAGAGGAUCAUAGAUUUAGAGAAUAUAGAAUCUAGCCCCUUUAUUUUAUAGAUGAGGAAAUAGAACCCCAGAGAUGGAAAGUGACUUUCUAAGAUGACACAAUUUUGAGAUGUCAGAAACAGGAUCCAAAUUAAGGUUUCGACUCCAAAGACAACAUUUAUCUACUUAACUGCUCCAUAAUUCAUGAUGUGAAAAAAUAUCUAAAGUAGUUAAGAAAUCUUCAGUUUAGGGGUUCUGAAAAUUGGGGAAUGGUGGGGAAACUACAAAUCAAUACAACUAUUUUGGAAAGCAAUUUGAAGUCAUUCAAAUAAAGGGACUAAAAUGUUUAUGCCCUUUAUUCUAGAGAUUCUACUGUUGGUCAUGUGCCGCAAGGAGGGCAUUGAUAAAAAGAAAGGCACCCGAUACCAAAAUAUUGCUAUCAGCACUUUUUUGGCAGCUAGGAACUAAAAACAAAAUAGCUGCCCAUUUACUAGGGAAUGGCUAAACAAACUGUGUUCCAUGAAUGUAAUAGGAUGUUACUGUACUACAAGAAAUUAUAUGUGUGCUGAAUACAGAGAAAUAUGAAAAGAUCUCCAUGAAUUGAUCGAGUGAAGUAAGCAGACCCUAGAAAACAAUAUUCACAGUAACAACAAUGAGAAUGUAAAGAACAACUACAAACCAAUCAAAACUGAAAGUUGACAGAAUUACAAAAAAUAAACAACCCCAAAGAGUUAUGAGAAUAUUCCUUCCCCAAGUUCUUGGCAGAGAGGGAAGCCAUAUAGAUAUGAAAUAUCAAAUCUGUUGUCAAAAUUUUUCAAGUAUUGGUUUUUCUCUUUUCCCCCCCUUAUCUUCCUCUUUUUUUAAAAAAAGAAAUCUUUUGUUAUAUGGGAUGGUUCUCUGGGAGGUAGAAAGAGAGAGAAGCAUUCAGAGAAAAAUUCAAACAAUGUAAAGGCAAAAAUGUCAUUAAACAUUUUGUUUUAAAAAUCUUCAAUUGAAUGGGAAUGGGAAGAAAAAAAUUAGUUAUUAUAACUAUGAAUCAGAUGCCUGGGCCACACAGUUUCAUCACUACAGAAUGGAUAAUUGCUUCACUAAUUCUGAAGCUCUAGCAUUGAAUGAUAAAAAGCGAGUUCUGACCCAUAGGACCUUCUCUCUUCUGAACCUACACUGGCUGCUCUAUUCCUAGGCAUCAAGAGGCUGAAAAGUUGUUUUUAUUGUUGUUGUUUAGUCAUGUCCUGCUCUUUGUGUUGCCAGCAACCACAGAACACAAGUGCCUUCUAUCAUCCACUGUGUCUCAAAGUUCAAGUUCAUAUUUAUUUCUUCUGUGACACUAUCCAUCUCAUCUUUUCCUUUUGCCUUCAAUCUUUCUCAACAUCAGGGUCUUUUCCAGUGAGUCCUGUCUUCUCAUUAUGUGACCACAGUAUUUAAGCUUCAGUUUCAAUAUUUGAUUUCUGCUACCCAAAGGCAAUCUCAGAAGUCUUCUCCAGCACCAAAAUUCAAAAGCACUGAUUCUACAGCACUCAGCUUUCCUUAUAGUGCAACUCUCACAGCCAUACAUUGUUGCUGGAAUACCCAUAACUUUGACCAUUUGGAUCUUUGUGGGCAAGAUGAUAUCUCUGCUUUUUAAUAUGCUAUCCAGAUUUACCAUAGCUUUCCUUCCAGGAAACAAGCAUCUUUUAAUUUUAAUUUCAUGAUUGCAGUCACUGUCUACAGUGAUAUUUUAAGGACCAUGCCUAGGUGAAGGGGCAGGUCAAUUCUCAGAGAGCAUCCACAGCUGUGAAUCAUGACAUUUGAAGGAGUUGCAAAGCAGCCCUUACUUUCACAGAUGUUCCUUGUGGAUUGGGAAUAAAAUAAAAUUGGAGGCAAGAGGGAAGAGGUCAGAGAAAAGCAACUGCCUCUCAGUCUUCUUGUAUCAUCAUCAUCCUCUCACAUGAAGAGAUCCAUUCUACAGGUCUGAGUUAGACCUCAGCAGCCACUGGCAGGUGACUCCUCCUGUAUCACAACAAUCUUUGGGCCCAAGAAUAUAAAAGCUGACACAGCUUCCAACUUCUUGUUGCUCUGUUUGCCAGUAAGUAAUGGGAUCAGUUGCCAAGAUCUUAGUUUUUUUGAUAUUAAACUUCAAGACAGCUUUUACAGUCUCCUCUUUCAUCUGCAUCAAGAAGCUUCUUAAUUCUUAUUCACUUUCAGCCAUCAGAAUGAUAUCAUCUGCAUAUCUGAGACUGUUGAUAAUUCUGGCUACUGAUUUAUCCAGAAGGGCAUUUCACAUGAUGUACUUUAUAUAUUCACUCCUUAAGAAUUUUGCUGCUGUGAGACAGACCCAAUUGCUUGGCUUAAUUAUUACUCAGCAAAGUAAAUCAUACGUUCCCAAGAUGUUUUUAGUUGGUUUCUUUGAGAGGCAAUAUGGAAUAUUGGAUAGAACAAUGGGUUUGGAAUCAAGAUCUGGGUGACUCUCAGAAACUUAAUAGUUAUGAGAUUCUGAGCAAUUCUCUUGACUAUCUGGCCUGUUUCCCCUUUGUGAAAUAAAAGGGAUGGACUCAGUGGCCUCUAAGACUCCUUCUAGCUCUAGCUAGACAUGAACAAUUUUCAGAUGAUGAAAUUAAAGCCAUUUAUAGUCAUAUGAAAAAAUGCUCUAAAUCAAUAUUGAUUAGAAAAAUUCAAAUUAAAACAACUCAUCAGCAACCUCAUCAGAUUGGCUAAGAUGACAGGAAAUGAUAAUGAUAAAUGUUGAAAGGGAUGUGGGAAAACUGGGACAUUAAUGCAUCAUUGAUGGAAUAGUGAAUUGAUCCAACUUUUCUGGAGAACAGUUUCGAACAAUUCCCAAAGGGCUAUAAAACUGUGCAUACCCUUUGAUCCAGCAGUGUUUCUACUUGGUCUGUGUCCCAAAGAAAUCAUAAAAAAGGGAAAAGAACCCACAUGUACAAAAUGUUUGUAGUAGCCUUUUUUUGUGGUGGCAAAGAAUUGGAAAAUGAGAGGAUGCCCAUUCAUCAGGGAAUGACUAAGUUAAGAGUAUAUGAAAGAAAUGAAAUGUUGUUAUUCUAUACGAAAUGAUGAACAGGCUGAUUUCAGAAAAGCUUAAAAAGACUUACAUGAAUUGAUGCUGAGUGAAGUGAGCAGAACCAGGAGAACAGCUUGUACAGCAAUAACAAAAUUAUGUGAUGAUCAGUCAGCUAUGAUAGGUUUAGUUCUUAGAAAUCCAGUGAUCCAAAGUAAUUUCAAUCAAUUUUGCAUGCACAGAGAGAACUUUGGAGACAGUGCAAAUUGAAACAUGCUUUCACCUCUUCUGUUUUUUCUUUCUCGUGAUUUUCUCCCUUUAUUCUGAAUUUUCUCUCCCAGGAGACUCUUAUGGAGAUAUGUAAAAAAUGAAUUUACAUGUAUAAUUUAAAAAACAAAUAAAAUUACUGAGAUUAUGAGAGUGAAUGAAAUUGCUGAAAGAAAAGAGAGUUGGGCCCAAGACCAUGUCCUCCGUCUCCUAAUUUUACUUCUAAGAAAAACUUCCACAAUUUUCUGAUUCCCCCUCACCCAGUGACUCCCAUGUGAGGACAAUAUCUUUGAAUCCCCAGUAGAUACUUAAAUAUCUGGUUUGUUCAGGGGAGAAUUGGACCCAACCUGAAAUCGUGCUGAAGAGUCAAUUGUUUGAAAUCAGAAACAAACUUUAUAAUGCAGAUUAAAAUAAAACUGUGCUGUGUAUGCA
This is a messenger RNA of Antechinus flavipes (yellow-footed antechinus), 4856 nucleotides long. RefSeq names its product monoacylglycerol O-acyltransferase 2 (gene MOGAT2). Bases 57 to 1061 code for a protein of 334 amino acids. The transcript has 6 exons. NCBI's taxonomy places the organism in Eukaryota, Metazoa, Chordata, Mammalia, Dasyuromorphia, Dasyuridae. Gene Ontology annotation, biological process: triglyceride biosynthetic process; diacylglycerol biosynthetic process. Gene Ontology annotation, molecular function: 2-acylglycerol O-acyltransferase activity; diacylglycerol O-acyltransferase activity. Gene Ontology annotation, cellular component: endoplasmic reticulum membrane. The record is from RefSeq and is a predicted model, not a curated record.